Anolis carolinensis (green anole) is the source of this 2266-nucleotide messenger RNA. It is a transcript of the gene snx12, whose product is annotated as sorting nexin 12. The transcript is spliced from 4 exons. Gene Ontology annotation, biological process: late endosome to Golgi transport; endocytic recycling. The record is from RefSeq and is a predicted model, not a curated record. Lineage: Eukaryota; Metazoa; Chordata; Lepidosauria; Squamata; Anolidae. Gene Ontology annotation, cellular component: early endosome membrane; retromer complex. Gene Ontology annotation, molecular function: phosphatidylinositol-3-phosphate binding. Bases 177 to 665 code for a protein of 162 amino acids.
CCCAGAUUCCGGGGCGGGCGCCAUGUAUUGCGGCGCCGAGGAGGAGGAGAAGAAGGUGGUUGCUGUGGCGGCAGUGGCGGCAGGAGGGCGGUUUCCGCUGAGGCGGCGGCUCCGGCGGCUGUGAGCGCGGCCUGGUCUUUUCCUGCCUGCCUGCCUGCCUCCUUUCUCGCGGCGCCAUGUCCGAGGCGACGGUGGCCGACACGCGGCGCCUCAACUCGAAGCCCCAGGACCUGACGGACGCCUACGGGCCGCCCAGCAACUUCCUCGAAAUCGACAUCUUCAACCCGCAGACCGUGGGCGUCGGCCGCGCCCGGUACACCAGCUACGAGCUCCGCAUGCGAACAAACCUGCCUAUCUUCAAACUGAAAGAGUCCUGCGUGAGGCGGCGAUACAGUGACUUUGAGUGGCUGAAAAAUGAGCUGGAACGUGACAGUAAGAUUGUAGUGCCUCCACUGCCUGGCAAAGCCUUGAAACGCCAGCUCCCUUUCCGAGGAGAUGAGGGCAUCUUUGAGGAGUCCUUCAUAGAAGAACGAAGACAGGGCUUAGAACAGUUCAUAAACAAAAUCGCUGGACACCCGCUGGCACAGAACGAGCGCUGCUUACACAUGUUCCUGCAAGAGGAGAUCAUUGAUAGGAAUUACGUCCCAGGGAAGGUCCGCCAAUAGGGGAGCCCGGUGUCCUCCAUUUUUUCCUCUCCCCUACCCCACCCCUGCAAAAAUGACGUUUAUUUUUACACUCUCUUCUUCUGAACCAGCUUUUUUCUCUCUCAACUUCUUCCCCUCCCCUCCCCAUGCCCACUUUUGUUCGGUGUUGCCUGCCACACCACCACAUCCCCUUUGUCAGGCAGCAGAGUUGAGUUCCGUCUGUCUUCGAUCUCUGUAUAAAAGGUGAGGAGCUGCAAAGAGCUGAACCUGUUGAUGGAUGCGUAGAACUUGCUGGGAAAAGGAGGCUGAGGGAGACAGUGUGCAGGUGUGGAUGGGGGGACCGUCUCAAGCCUGUGCAUGUAUGCAGCUAGAGAGCACGUGCAUCAUGAAGGUCCUUCCUCAGCCAUUGUAAAGAUCCCUUCAGCGUUCUACUCCAUUAUAGCAGAAAGCAGCAAAUGUUUACCCUGUGGAAAGGAGGGCAUGGUAGACCAAAAAGAAAAGAAAAAAAGCUUGGAAGCACCUUUGAGAGAGCAGUUGCAAAGAGUUUACAAGUGGCCGUUGUCCACAAAUCCAUCAUCCCUGGUAUUUCUGGUCUUCGCUGCUAAUCUUACCCCUAGAAUGUUUUCAGUUUGAUGAGUUGGCAACAGGUAGAAAGGACUUCCUAUCCAGAGGCACUUUCCUGCUGCUUCUAGGAUAUACAAGGCUCUGCAAACAAGUUGAGGAUUCUCAAAAAUGGAAGCUUGUUGAAGUCUGGGCAAAUGAAGCCUUUCUUGGAUUCUUUAGCCGGUUCUUGAUUCUUGAAGUUGCAGUGUUACUCCAGACAGGGGCGGGGAAUAUCACAAAUGAGCCUCGCCAAGCUAGAGAGGUUAGCAACUUGCCUUUUGAGUCCCUUGGCAAGCCUCCGCUAUGGUUCACAGAAACUUUCCUCGGGGAUUGGGUCGGCACCCACUGAGGGUUAAGGUGCAAAGUUCUCUGCUCUUUUUUAAUAUUUAAUCUGCUUUGGAGGUCUUGUGGGUGUCACGAAAGGCAUGUCGGGGAAUGAGGGUGUCUUCACUCGAUUCAAACAAGGGGCCGCUGUUACUCUCACAGAGCAUGUAUGUAUGUGGGAAUGUAGAGUACCAAGGCAAGUAAUAAAGUGACUUCAACAUUGCCUCUUCUGCACCUUCCGCUGUUCCGCAUGGGCGAUGGAGUGUGACACUGGGGGCAGGAAGGAGAAGCUGCACAUGAAACCCUGCAUGUUUUUUGGGGGGAAGGAAGCGAUGGAAAUGCACUCUUCAUUUGUGGGGUGAUUGGAGAGCAGGGAAGACUGUUCUCCUCAGCUGCCAAAGCAACUCAUUCUGAAAAUGCUGCCUCAGCGCAGGUUGCUCCCGUCGAAAAGGUUCUCACGUUCUCAUCGGAGGGCGGUUUCCUGCUGUUGCCUGGUGAAUCUGCAUUCGCUGUGGGUUUGUGAAACCCUUUAUUUCAUUUGGUGCACAAGUCAGAAGAUCAAAGGCUCUUGCUGCUGUACAUAUAUAUAUAUAUAUAUACUGAUGUGGGGCUUCUAAUUCAGCAAUCUUAUGUCUUCAGUUGACUGUCCAAUGUAAUGUCCAAGACUUGUUCAUAUUAAACCACUGUGAAGCCGA